Molecule: messenger RNA, 8806 nt
Organism: Callorhinchus milii (elephant shark)
Lineage: Eukaryota; Metazoa; Chordata; Chondrichthyes; Chimaeriformes; Callorhinchidae
Gene: tenm3
Product: teneurin transmembrane protein 3
Exons: 29
Coding region: 13-7896 (2627 amino acids)
Biological process (GO): signal transduction; neuron development; heterophilic cell-cell adhesion
Cellular component (GO): neuron projection; membrane
Molecular function (GO): cell adhesion molecule binding; protein heterodimerization activity; protein homodimerization activity
Source: RefSeq, a predicted model, not a curated record
GUAUUUUUCUCCAUGGACAUUAGUGGUGACAAAGCAAUGGACUGUCAGCAUGGUCCUCCCAUGCCAUCCUCCUCUUCAUCCAGUCCAUCAGCUGUUGAACAAUCCAAUUCCCCACUUCCAUCACCCAAUGUCAAUGGCAACCAAAGGCGGAUGCUUGGCAACAGUGCCACUCAUCCGGGUCAUGACUCUGACACUGAUGAUGAGGAGUACAAUGCAAACUCAUAUCUAGCUCAGGCCAGUUCAGCCACAGUCUGUGUCCCCACCAAUGAACAACCGCCAAACCAACAGAGCCAGUCGACCUUACAGCCACUUCCACCUUUGCAUAAGCAGCACUUGACCCAGCAGCAGCCCUCGGUCACCUCGCUCAACAGGAACUCACUGACUCAGCGGAGGAACCAGAGCCCGGCCCCACCGGCCGUGCUGCCCAGCGAGCUGCCCACCACGCCCGAAUCUGUCCAGCUGCAGGAUAGCUGGGUUCUUGGCAGCAAUGUGCCCCUGGAGACCAGGCACUUUCUCUUCAAGACUGGAACAGGAACAACGCCGCUGUUCAGUACAGCCUCGCCUGGUUACACCAUGGCUUCCAGUGCAGUUUAUUCUCCACCGCCACGCCCGUUGCCUAGAAACACCCUUUCCAGAAGUGCUUUUAAGUUCAAGAAGUCAUCAAAGUACUGUAGUUGGAAAUGCACUGCCCUGUGUGCAGUCGGCGUGUCAGUCUUACUGGCAAUACUACUGUCUUAUUUCAUAGCUAUGAACCUAUUUGGCCUGAACUGGCAGCUGCAGCAGACUGGGGGUUACACAUUCGAGAAUGGGAAAGUGAAAGCUGAAACCUCACCAACCAAUCCAGUGACAUCACUGUCGGGAAAAGGUGGCCUCACCUAUCAGGAAAACAACACUAUCGAUACCGGUGAGGUUGAUUUGGGCCGCAGGGCUAUCCAGGAAGUGCCUCCUGGGAUCUUUUGGAGAGCUCAACUUUUUGUUGACAAGCCCCAGUUUCUGAAGUUCAACAUAUCCCUUCCAAAGGAUGCACUGAUUGGAAUAUAUGGCAGAAAAGGGCUACCUCCUUCACACACCCAGUACGACUUUGUGGAGCUGCUCGAUGGCAGUAGAUUGAUAGCCAGAGAAAAGCGCAACCUUGCUGAGUCUGACCACAGAGUCCGACACAUUAGGGCCGUUAGCCUCCAAGAAGCCGGUUUCAUCCAGUAUCUGGAUUCAGGAGUCUGGCACCUGGCCUUUUACAAUGAUGGGAAAACUGCUGAGCAAGUGUCCUUCAAUACCAUUGUCAUAGAGUCUGCAGUUGAGUGUCCUCGAAAUUGCCAUGGAAGCGGAGAAUGUAUUUCUGGAACUUGCCAUUGUUUUCCUGGAUUCCUUGGACCUGAUUGUGCGAGAGCAGCCUGUCCUGUCCUAUGUAAUGGCAAUGGACAGUACUCCAAAGGACGCUGCCUUUGUUACAGUGGAUGGAAGGCAAUGGAGUGUGACGUGCCCUCAACCCAAUGCAUCGACCCUCAGUGCAGAGGACAUGGCAUCUGCAUUAUGGGCUCCUGUGUCUGCAACUCGGGCUACAAGGGAGAAAUGUGUGAGCAAGCGGAUUGUUUCGACCCGACCUGUUCAAAUCAUGGAGUCUGUAUCCACGGGGAAUGCCACUGCAGUCCGGGAUGGGGAGGUGCCAACUGUGAAAAUUCGAAAGCCGUCUGCCCCGAUCAGUGCUCUGGCCAUGGGACAUACCUUCAGGAGAAUGGUUCCUGCAUUUGUGAUCCAAAUUGGACAGGCCCAGACUGCUCAGUGGAAAUUUGUACCGUGGACUGUGGCGCCCGCGGAGUUUGCAUCGCCGGUAGCUGCCGCUGUGAGGAAGGCUGGGGUGGCUCAGCCUGCGCACAGAGAGUAUGUCACCCUCGCUGUCUGGAGCAUGGGACCUGCAAGGAUGGCAAAUGCGAAUGCAACCAAGGCUGGAAUGGUGAACACUGCACCAUAGCACACUUUCUGGAUAAAAUAGUUAAAGAAGGUUGCCCUGGACUUUGCAAUAGUAAUGGAAGAUGUACCCUCGACCAAAAUGGCUGGCACUGCGUCUGCCAGAUGGGGUGGAGAGGAACGGGAUGCGAUGUUGCUAUGGAGACUGCUUGCUCCGACAGCAAGGACAAUGAAGGAGAUGGACUUGUAGAUUGCAUGGAUCCUGAUUGCUGCUUACACAGUUCCUGCCAGAAACAGCCUUCCUGCCGCGGGUCUCCUGACCCGCUAGAUAUUAUUGGUCAAAGCCAGCAGCCACCCUCUCAGCAAGCUGCCAAGUCCUUCUAUGAUCGCAUCAAAUUUCUUAUUGGACCAGACAGCAGUCAUGUCCUACAUGGGGAAAAUCCUUUCAACAAAAGCCUUGGCUCUGUCAUCAGAGGACAGGUGCUUACUGCAGAUGGAACCCCUCUCAUUGGAGUGAAUGUGUCCUUUCUGCACUACCCACAGUAUGGCUAUACCAUCACCCGGCAUGAUGGCAUGUUCGACUUGGUGGCAAAUGGCGGUGCCUCUCUAACCCUUAGCUUUGAACGUGUUCCGUUCAUUACCCAAUAUCGCACAGUGUGGAUUCCAUGGAACGUUUUUUAUGUUAUGGACACUAUGGUCAUGAAGAAGGAAGAGAACGAAAUUCCCAGCUGUGACUUGAGUGGAUUUGUGAGGCCAAAUCCCAUCAUCUUGGCCUCUCCUUUAUCCACCUUUUUCCGUUCAUCUCCUUCAGAGAGCCCCAUUAUUCCUGAAACACAGGUGCUUCAUGAAGAGACGGAGAUUCCUGGCACGGAUUUGCAGCUUACCUACUUGAGUUCACGCGCUGCUGGGUACAAACCAGUUCUGAAAGUCACCAUGUCCCAGAAUGCGAUCCCUUUCAACCUGAUGAAGAUUCACCUGAUGGUGGCCGUAGUGGGCCGACUGUUCCAGAAAUGGUUCCCAGCGUCACCAAACCUAUCGUACAUCUUCACAUGGGAUAAAACCGAUGCCUACAACCAAAAAGUCUACGGCUUGUCUGAGGCCGUGGUUUCUGUUGGUUAUGAAUAUGAAUCCUGCCUGGAUCGUAUCCUCUGGGAGAAGAGAACGGCUAUUCUCCAGGGUUACGAACUGGAUGCUUCAAACAUGGGCGGCUGGUCAAUCAACAAGCACCACGUUUUAGAUGUUCAAAAUGGUAUCCUGUAUAAGGGAAAUGGAGAGAACCUAUUUAUAUCUCAGCAGCCAGCUGUGAUCCAUAGCAUUAUGGGUAGUGGACGGAGACGCAGCAUCUCAUGUCCAAGCUGCAAUGGCCAAGCCGAUGGGAACAAGCUUCUGGCACCUGUAGCUUUGGCGUGCGGGAUUGACGGCAGCUUGUACGUCGGUGAUUUUAACUACAUCCGUCGUAUCUACCCUUCAGGAAAUGUGACGAGCAUUCUGGAGCUAAGAAAUAAAGAUUUUAGACAUAGCAAUAACCCAGCUCACAGAUAUUUCCUGGCAACUGAUCCAGUCACUGGAGACUUGUACAUCUCGGACACCAACACUCGGCGCAUCUAUCACCCAAAGUCGCUGACUGGUGCUAAAGAUCUGACGGCAAAUGUGGAAGUGAUAGCGGGGACUGGAGAACAAUGUUUGCCCUUCGAUGAAGCUCGAUGUGGUGAUGGUGGCAAAGCUGUCGAAGCCUCUCUGAUGAGUCCGAAAGGAAUUGCCAUCGACAAGAAUGGUUUGAUGUACUUUGUGGAUGGAACCAUGAUCCGAAAGGUGGACCAGAACGGAAUAAUAUCCACCCUACUGGGCUCCAAUGACCUGACGUCAGCUCGGCCCUUGACUUGUGACACCACCAUGCAUAUAAGCCAGGUUCGCUUGGAAUGGCCCACAGACCUGACCAUUAAUCCAAUGGACAACUCCCUCUAUAUACUAGACAACAACAUAGUGCUUCAGAUUACAGAGAAUCACCAAGUCCGUAUUGCUGCGGGCCGGCCCAUGCACUGUCAGGUUCCAGGUGUGGAAUAUUCACUCGGAAAACGAGCUGUUCACACGGCGCUCGAGUCUGCCAGUGCUAUCUCAGUGUCCUACAGCGGGGUCCUCUACAUUGCGGAGACGGAUGAAAAGAAGAUCAACCGUGUGAGGCAGGUAACUACAGAUGGGGAGAUCUCGUUGCUUGCAGGCAUGCCUUCAGACUGUGACUGCAAGAAUGAUGUCAGCUGUGACUGUUACCAGUCUGGCGAUGGCUACGCCAAAGAAGCCAAGCUCAACUCACCGUCCUCCCUGGCAGUUUCUCCAGAUGACACAUUGUAUAUUGCAGACAUGGGCAACAUUCGUAUCCGGGCAGCCUCCAAGAAUAAGCCAGUGCUGAACUCAUUGAAUUAUUACAAGAUAGCCUCCCCUUCAGAGCAGGAAUUGUACAUCUUUGAUAUCAAUGGCACUCACCAGUAUACUCAGAGCCUCAUCACAAGUGACUACCUCUACAACUUCAGCUAUAGCAACGAGAACGACAUCACAGCAGUGACGGACAACAACGGGAAUAUCCUGCGAAUCCGAAGGGAUCCCAACCGGAUGCCCGUGAGAAUAGUAUCCCCUGAUAACCAGGUGAUAUGGCUAACCAUCGGCACCAAUGGAGGACUGAAAAGCAUGACAGCCCAGGGUCAAGAGCUGGUUUUAUUCACUUACCACAGCUAUAGUGGGCUCAUGGCAACAAAAAGUGACAAGACCGGUUGGACAACUUUUUUCGACUACGACAGCGAGGGCCGACUGACGAAUGUUACAUUUCCUACUGGUGUGGUCUCAAGUCUCCAUGGUGAGAUGGAGAAGGCAAUCACUGUGAAUAUUGAAACAUCCAGCCGGGACGAAGAUGUCACCAUCACUACCAAUCUCUCUUCAGUGGAUGCCUUCUACACCAUUGUUCAAGAUCAGCUGAAAAACAGUUACCAGGUUGGUUAUGACAGCUCCCUUGGGGUUAUGUAUGCCAACGGUAUGGACACCAGCUUCCAGACGGAGCCCCACAUUCUGGCCGGCACAGUGAACCCAAUCAUCGCCAGACGCAACAUCUCUCUUCCUGUGGAAAACAGUCUGAACCUGGUGGAGUGGCGUUUCAGAAAGGAACAAAUCAGAGGGAAAAUCAGUGUCUUUGGACGCAAAUUGAGGGUGAAUGGCAGGAACCUCCUUUCUAUUGACUUUGAUCGAACGACCCGGACAGAGAAGAUCUAUGAUGAUCACCGUAAAUUUCAGUUGCGGAUUCUCUACGAUCAAUCAGGCCAUCCUACUCUCUGGCUGCCGAGCAGUCGCCUCACUGCCGUCAACAUCACUUAUUCCUCCACUGGACAGAUCUCGGGCAUUCAGCGGGGCCCACUUGGUGAGAAAAUUGAGUACGACUCGCAAGGGAGAAUUGUGUCCCGUGUGCUGGCUGACGGUAAAACGUGGAGCUACACGUACCUGGACAAGUCCAUGGUGCUGCUUCUUCACAGCCAACGCCAGUACAUUUUUGAGUAUGAUUUAUUAGAUCGUUUGUCUGCUGUCACCAUGCCCAGCGUUGCCCGUCAUACCAUGCAGACUAUUCGCUCCAUUGGUUACUAUCGCAAUAUUUACAACCCUCCUGAAAGCAAUGCCUCUGUGAUUGUGGACUACAAUGAGGAAGGGCUGCUCCUCCACACAGCAUACCUGGGUACAGGCCGUCGCAUCCUGUACAAGUAUAAGCGGAUGUCCAAACUUUCCGAGUUGCUGUACGACAGCACUCGUGUCAGCUUUACCUACGAUGAGACCGCCGGGGUCCUGAAAACCGUUAACCUCCAGAGCGAGGGCUUCAUCUGCACCAUCCGAUACCGGCAAAUCGGCCCCCUGAUUGACAGGCAGAUCUUCCGUUUCAGCGAAGACGGGAUGGUGAACGCCCGCUUUGAUUACAGCUAUGACAACAACUUCAGAGUGACUAGCAUGCAAGCCGUGAUCAACGAGACCCCAUUGCCGAUUGACCUGUACCAGUUCGAUGACAUCUCGGGCAAGUUUGAGCAGUUUGGGAAGUUCGGGGUCAUCUACUACGAUAUCAACCAGAUCAUUUCCACCGCAGUAAUGACGUACACCAAGCACUUUGACACUCACGGACGAAUCAAGGAGAUUCAGUAUGAAAUAUUCAGGUCACUCAUGUACUGGAUAACCAUUCAGUAUGACAACAUGGGUCGUGUGACACGGCGGGAGAUGAAGAUUGGGCCCUUUGCUAACACCACCAAAUACGGUUACGAAUAUGAUGUUGAUGGACAGCUUCAGACAGUCUACUUGAAUGAUAAAAUAAUGUGGCGCUACAACUAUGACCUGAAUGGCAACUUACAUUUGCUGAACCCAGGCAGCAGUGCACGUCUGACCCCACUGCGAUACGACCUGAGAGACCGCAUCACUCGCUUAGGUGACGUCCAGUACAGACUUGAUGAAGACGGAUUCCUGCAUCAAAGAGGGGGCGAUCUUUUUGAAUACAAUUCCAAGGGCCUUUUGACUAGAGUUUACAGCAAGGCUGGUGGCUGGAACAUACAGUAUCGCUACGACGGCCUCGGGCGACGAGUCUCCAGCAAAAUCAGCACUGGCCAACACCUUCAGUUUUUCUAUGCUGACUUGAACUACCCGAACCGAAUAACUCAUGUCUACAACCAUUCCAGCUCUGAGAUAACAUCCCUCUACUAUGACCUUCAGGGGCACCUGUUUGCCAUGGAAAUCAGCAGUGGGGAAGAGUUCUACAUUGCUACUGAUAACACUGGGACACCAUUAGCAGUAUUCAGCAGCAAUGGGCUGAUGAUUAAGCAAAUUCAAUAUACUGCCUACGGAGAAAUCUACUUAGACUCCAACCCUGACUUCCACCUGGUAAUAGGAUUCCAUGGUGGCCUCUAUGACUCUUUGACUAAACUGAUACACUUUGGCGAGAGAGACUACGAUAUUCUGACAGGACGCUGGACGACGCCUGACAUUAGCAUUUGGAAAAACAUCGGGCGAGAUCCUGCACCAUUUAAUCUGUACAUGUUCAGAAAAAACAACCCCGUCAGCAAAGUUCAGAACGUGAUGGAUUAUGUCACAGAUGUUAACACCUGGCUCCUGACGUUUGGCUUCCAGCUUCACAACGUUAUUCCUGGUUUCCCCAUCCCUAGGCAGGGCGUGUCAGAACCUUCAUAUGAGCUUGUAAAGAGUCAGGAGUGGGACGACGUGACGCCUCUGUCUGGUGUACAGCAAACAGUAGCAAGACAAGCAAAGGCCUUCAUAAGCGUGGGAAAUAUGCCAGACAUUAAAAUUGGCAAACAUAAAGCCAGCAAAGAGAAACCAUGGCUUUGGUUUGCGACGGUCAACUCUCUCAUCGGCAAAGGGGUGAUGCUUGCUAUCACCCAAGGAAAAGUGAUAACUAACGUGCUUAAUAUUGCUAAUGAGGACUGCAUCAAAGUCGCUGCGCUGCUAAAUGGUGCAUAUUAUCUGGAAAACUUGCAUUAUAACAUUGAAGGAAAAGACACUCACUACUUCGUCAAAACUGCUUCACCUGAAAACGAUCUUGGAACGCUGAGGCUGACCAGUGGACGCAAGUCUUUGGAAAAUGGCAUUAAUGUUACUGUCUCGCAGUCAACCACUGUGGUGAAUGGCAGGACUCGAAGGUUUGCCGAUAUAGAAAUGCAGUACAGCGCCUUGUCCAUCCACGUCCGCUAUGGAAUGACCCUGGAUGAAGAGAAAGCCCGAAUACUGGAACAGGCCAGGCAACGAGCUCUGGGAUGUGCUUGGGCCAGAGAACAACAGAGAGUGAGGGAUGGUGAGGACGGUGUCAGGUUAUGGACAGAAGGAGAGAAACGCCAGCUCCUCAGUGCUGCAAAAGUGCAAGGAUACGAUGGGUACUAUGUACUCUCUGUGGAGCAAUACCCAGAGUUGGCAGACAGUGUGAGCAAUAUUCAGUUCCUAAGACAGAACGAAAUAGGAAAGAGGUAACACACAGGCUAGUUGGUACCUGCCAAAGAGACAAACUCAACACUUCUCUUUCUAGGGGAGCAGAAUUUUACUUUUGCUGCCAAUAGCUACCACAGGGUAAACUUUGAAACCUGAAAUGUCACUGUAGCCUGAAGCUCAGAUCUAUCUGUAGCACAAUUUCUCUCCUAAAACUGUUGGACUUGAUGGAAUUCUUUUUCUACUCAUUUGGAGCCCAUAAAAGGGGAAGAAAGAUGGUUACUGCAAACAAAAAAGCUCUACAAAUUUCCCUUUAUAUACAGGGUUGUCGACUGCUUUACAUAAAUCGUUUACAGUGGAUGCCACUAGGUUCAGACCAGAGCUUGGACUGAAAUGUGUGUAAAAUAAACUAAAAAAAAUACUGCUUAAUUGUUUUGUACUUGGCCAAAUCUGUUGACUGUUUUCUGUUGUUUAAGAAACACUGUAUUAAGCAUUAGAAUCAAAGUGUCCAGAUACAAAAACUGUGUAUUUACAUGAGUGACCUUUGCUUACCAAAAGUAGUCUUAAUCUUUCCUCGCAGUAAGUGAUAUUACUAGUUGGACCCGUGGCAAGAAAAAUAAUCCCCAGAUUCUACUGUGGACCAAUGUCCGCUCUUUUCACCGUGCUGCUUUAUAUAAGGACACUUUGUGCUAAGUAGCUCGACCAUGAUAAUGACACAAAAUUUCAUCAUCAAUUUUACAAUGUUUUGCCUUGGGAAACAACGCGAUGUACAGAAUCGCUGAUGCAGCAAAGCAAAGGAAAACUUUUUUUUGUAAGAUGUGUGAGACCAGUUCUUUAUGGAGUUUUUAUAUGAAUUCCAGUUUACUGUUCACCAGAUACUAGUCUCAAAGAUGUUAAUUUAUGUAAAGUGUUUCAAAGAAGUUUAUACUUGAAAAUAAAACCUUUAAAAUACAAA